Molecule: messenger RNA, 661 nt
Organism: Funneliformis geosporum
Lineage: Eukaryota; Fungi; Glomeromycota; Glomeromycetes; Glomerales; Glomeraceae
Source: the annotation of a GenBank genome assembly
AUGUCCCAAGUAAUGAGCACCAUCACUCGACGCGAAAAAAGGUGCUUAAUUGAUUUUGACACGAUUUCCCCGGAUAGACUAGAUUAUGCGCUCAUCUUAAUUUGUUCAAGAAUUAUCGUACGAAUUCAAUUGAAAUGUUUUGAAGAUUUGGUUUUCUCCGUAAAUGACAUCAAAUUCAUAGUUCGUAAAGAAAUCGAAAUGUUUCCUGAAAAACUUGCAAGAUUUUCGAUUCAAAUGAAAGAAUUUAAUUAUUGUCAUGAUUUAAAUGACAAUACAUUGUUUGAUUGUAAAAUUAAAAUCGAUCCAAUCGUGGACUUUGAGGAACCGUUGGAAUCAAUUCGAAAAAUUUUAAACGAUGAGAUCUCCUCCAAACGUAACUCUAAUCCAUCUGUCGUUAAACGAAUAUACAGGAAUUUAAUAAAUUUAUCCGAUGAUUUACAAAAGUACUUUAACGAUAAAAAGAAACAUAAUAUACGCCCUAUUUACUUCCUAGAUACAGUAAUUACUUUGUAUAUCAGGAAGGUAUUCCUGGUAAGUAAAGAAGAAUCAUUUAUUUCAUUUCCGGUGGCACUCGUUUGGUUGCCAACUUUGACGAUAUCAGAUGAAAUAAUCCAAAGAAAUGCCUCAGCUUUUUAUCUUCGAAAAAAGCCCGAAUUCUUGG